Molecule: messenger RNA, 1665 nt
Organism: Trematomus bernacchii (emerald rockcod)
Lineage: Eukaryota; Metazoa; Chordata; Actinopteri; Perciformes; Nototheniidae
Product: calcitonin gene-related peptide-like
Exons: 5
Coding region: 128-508 (126 amino acids)
Cellular component (GO): extracellular region
Molecular function (GO): hormone activity; calcitonin receptor binding
Source: RefSeq, a predicted model, not a curated record
GCAACAGAAUCAAGAGUUGUUCUGCAAGUUGAGAGAAAGUCAACUUAUUGUGUUUUGCAUUAGAGAUACCUAGAGAUAUAUAUAUAUAUUUUUUUCUUCCGCUGGGUGAUUACCACUGAAGGGGACCAUGGUUAUGUUGAAGAUCUCUGCUUUCCUCGUUGCCUACGCCCUGGUCAUUUGCCAGAUGUACUGCUCACAAGCCGCCCCUGCCAGACCGGGUUUAGAGUCCAUGUCAGACCGAGUCACGCUCACGGACUACGAGGCGCGAAGGUUACUCAACGCCAUCGUGAAGGAGUUUGUUCAGAUGACGGCGGAGGAGCUGGAGCAGCAGGCGACUGAAGGAAACAGCGUUACAGCACAGAAGCGAGCCUGCAACACGGCCACCUGCGUGACCCACCGCCUGGCGGACUUCCUCAGCCGGUCGGGGGGGAUGGGAAACAGCAACUUCGUCCCCACCAACGUCGGCGCCAAGGCCUUCGGGAGGCGGAGGAGAAACGUUCAGAUGUGAGACUCCAACACCUUCAGGGAAACGUGGUUGAACCCAGACAAGAAAACACCAGAAAAAAACCCUGAGAACAAAAAUCAACAAAAACAAAGCAGAAAAUAAAAACACUGAACUGGCCCUUUACCCACUCCCUCACAUUGUUACGGGGAAAAAAGAGACGCCACUGGACUUUCUCGUUCCCAUCUCCAUCCUGUUAGUGAAACCUUUUGCUUUUGGCAAAUAAGAGAAAAAAAUGAGAAAAAAAGCACUUUACUUUAUGUACAUGAACAAAUGAACUCCUGAAGAAAAAAAAAAUACCCUAAUGGUUCCUCUUUUUUAUACAUGAGUAUCAUUGGAAAAUAAAAUGAAAGCUGCAGUUGUUAUCACCUUAUUGUUUUCCCUCCUUUCACCUCGUUAGAGCACAUUUCUAUGAGACCACCUCCCCAUUUGAGAUCCAUACAUCCUCCAUAUCUCCCUUUCCUUCCCGAGGGUACCCUGUUUUUCUGUGUGCCAGAGGGACGCCAUUAAAGAUCAGCCUACCCAAGGCCCCCCCCACAACGGCUGUUGUCUUGUGCCUUGAUGUAGACCAAUUUACAUGAACAUGAUUGUACAGUUCUGUUUGGAGACGGUAAAGAAGACCUGAGCGAGGAAGAAGAGAACGAAGAUUAAUAAUGUAAACAAUAUUGUGAAAAACUAAUUUCAGCAAGAUUAAAAUGUAUUUUAGAUUACACUCGGGUUUGGGGUACUUGUGUUGUUCUUCAAAGGUUUUUAAGUAUUUAGGUUUAGAAAGACGUGAACUAUUACAUUAUGAGAAGCUUAGAUUUGUACAUGAAUUGCUGGAAUAUUAAUUAAUAACGUCCAAUCAAAUGGCAAAACGGGACCUUACGCAAAUAGAUUUGUUAGAAAUGUAUUUCCCACUGACAAAUGCACUAUCACUUCCUAGAAAUGUCCAUUUAUCUAUGUAUUAUUCUGCAAACGUAUUGAACCAGUCCACAUUCACACACUACUGUCUGGGUCACUUUGUAUGCAGCGACAGUCUGCAGGUGUAAACACAUCAGUUUUAUUGGGAGUAUUUUCUGAAUGACACCACAGCAGCAUGGAUAUGUUGAGACAAAUGAUGAUCCAAGAAAAAAAAACAACCUGCAUGGGUAAUUGCUUAAUAAACGGCAGCCAAAACUGCA